Meloidogyne enterolobii is the source of this 213-nucleotide messenger RNA. The record is from the annotation of a GenBank genome assembly. Lineage: Eukaryota; Metazoa; Nematoda; Chromadorea; Rhabditida; Meloidogynidae.
GAUUGCGAUUUUGAGUGUAUGGCCAACCGACGUGCUGAAGAAUUCCAUCAAUAUCUUCUUCGUUUGUGGGAAAUGAUAAAAUCAAAAGUUAGUGAAAUAAGCAAAAAACACGGAUUUGACAAAUUUAUUGAUGACAUUCAAAAAUUCUUUAGUGAAGACGUUUCUGAUUUUUUCAAAGGAAUUGGGAAGAAAUUUCAGGACAUUAAAUUUUAA